Messenger RNA from Microplitis mediator, 2271 nucleotides. RefSeq lists its product as uncharacterized. The record is from RefSeq and is a predicted model, not a curated record. The transcript has 2 exons. The coding region runs from base 1 to 2271 and encodes 756 amino acids. Lineage: Eukaryota; Metazoa; Arthropoda; Insecta; Hymenoptera; Braconidae.
AUGCAUGUCGAUGAAAUACUGUACCGACAACCGCUAACUGGCCACUCCGCUGCCGAACUUGACGCCUUGUUACUCGCUAAUAAGAAGUCGCUGGACGCCAUCGCUGCUCUGGGAGUACCAAUUAGCGAUUCUGAUCCAUUUUUGAUUCGCUUGACGGUACACUGUUUGCCAGAAGACCUUCGUGUGGAGUGGAUGGCCUCGCUAGGACUCUCUAACGAGUUCCCGACCUACAAGCAGCUGCACGACAUGCUGAAGGCAAAAGUACGUGCUUGGGAAAAUUCUGGCGUUGGCGCAAGAGCUCCCUCAGCUCAAUCAAAGGCAGGAACUGAAAGACCACCAGCAUCAAAAACUUACUCUAGGUCUGCCGCUACUGGCAAGACAGGAGGCGCCACCAGUAGAUCCGCUCCCCUCUCCAAGGCAUCUACGUCAAGAGAAGGGGCUAGUUACAACGCUUUCACUCCGAAAGAGAAGACGAGUGAACCAGGACUGUGUCCGAUAUGCAAGCAAAAACAUUUUGUGUUGUUUUGCCCAACCUACCAACAGGCGACGCCACAAAACCGGAAGAUGAUGGUCUAUCACUACCGGCUUUGCUACAACUGCUUGGGACGCCACCGCUUUGCUGACUGCAAGACUAAGGACAGAUGUCAACACUGUCAGAAGCCGUAUCACACGUCCACGCACAUUGAUGAGACUUCCGCUAAAUCGGUACAGGAACCUGCUGUACCGACUCCAGCUCAUUCGCUCAAUGUAUUACUCGCUACCGCGCUUGUCAAGUUGAAUUCGCUAACAGGAAGUACAUGUACUGCCCGUGUACUUAUUGAUCGAGGAUCGGAGUUAUCCUUUGUGACGCAUUCGCUAAUUAAGAAGUUGGAUAUACCGCUAAACAAGGCAGCUAUACCAUUACGAGGGAUUGGUAAUGUGUCAGCUGGACACUCACUUGGAUCAUGCCAGGUGUCGCUGCAUUCGCUACAUAGUUCCGCUUCUAUUACUAUCCAAGCUCAUGUGCUUGCUCUAUUGACGGUGAACUUGCCGUCAUUCACGCUAACCAACAAGAAAUGGCCGCAUAUAAAAGGUCUGCAACUCGCUGAUCCAGACUUCUUGACAUCUCGACCUAUUGACAUCAUUCUGGGUGCAGCACCAGCUGCACACAUAAUCAACGCUAAAAUAAGGAAGGGUAAUACCAAUGACCCAAUCGCUCAGUCAACGACGCUUGGCUGGAUCAUCUAUGGAUCUGUGGACACCGCUACAUCAAAAUUAACAGCUUAUGGUCAUCAUGUCACUGUUGAUGAUCAAUUACAAGACUUGCUGAGCAAGUUUUGGUACCAAGAAGAAUCACAGACAGAAUUCGCUAUACACUACAAUGAAGAUGAAGAAAAGUGUGAACAACACUUUGUCAAUACACACUACAGACAGACUGAUGGUCGAUAUGUCGUUCGCUUGCCGCUUAAAUCUUCUCCAAGUCAACUGGGUGACUCGCUACGAGCUGCGCAAUACGCUUUACUACGUCUUCGCAAACGUCUGGAUAAUGAUCCAAUCUACAAGAAGUUAUACUACGACUUCUUGAAAGAAUAUGAAGACUUGGGACACAUGAGACGCGUAAAAUUAAAGGAUUUACCACCAAACAGCUACAUGUUGCCCCAUCAUGGGGUUCUUAAAGAACAGAGUACUAUUACCAAGCUCAGAGUGGUAUUCAAUGGGUCAUGGAAAACAACAUCAGGCGUAUCAAUCAACGAGAUACUUCAUGUUGGCCCCAAGAUACAAGUUGACAUCAGUGAUGUACUGAUUCGAAUUUGCUGUCACCGUUAUCUAUUCGCUACUGACGUAACUAAGAUGUUUCGUCAGAUUGCAGUUGACAAGGAAGAUCAUCAUCUACAGUGCAUACUCUGGUUUGACGAAGAGGACCUACCAACAGUAUUUGCACUCGCUACGGUUACGUAUGGAACAACAUCAGCUCCAUAUCUCGCUGGAAGAGCACUUUUACAACUCGCUGAAGAUGAAGGAAAUAAAUUUCCAAAAGCUGUUGAACCGCUGACAAACACCCGCUACGUUAAUGACAUCUAUGGAGGCGCAGAUGAACUCGCUGAGGCAAUUCAAGUUGCUCUCGACACAAAAAAUAUGUGUGCCGCAGGAUGCUUCCCGCUUGCAAAAUGGGCAACUAAUUCAACAGAAUUAUUGUCUAAAGUCGCUCCAGUGGAAACCCAAGAAGAUACACCACGAGAACUUGGGGAUACUACAGUAAAAGUGCUCAGAUUAACCUGGUAUUCUACUUAA